Messenger RNA from Mus caroli (Ryukyu mouse), 1664 nucleotides. RefSeq names its product lipoic acid synthetase (gene Lias). Gene Ontology annotation, cellular component: mitochondrion. Gene Ontology annotation, molecular function: 4 iron, 4 sulfur cluster binding; lipoate synthase activity. The record is from RefSeq and is a predicted model, not a curated record. Gene Ontology annotation, biological process: lipoate biosynthetic process. Lineage: Eukaryota; Metazoa; Chordata; Mammalia; Rodentia; Muridae.
AUUCGAGUCACGCCGGUCGGCGACGACGUGUCGCGUCAUGACUCAAGCGACGAGUUGUUAGACGCGUCCGGUUCCGGGGGUGCUGUUCCCGCGAUCCCUUGACACUCCUGAGACCUAAAAGUGGGGGAUGGCUCUACGCUGCUGGGACGCAGCUCGCAGCCUGGGGUCCCGGAUAUUUGGAAGAUAUGCGUGCACGGUUAGAGCAUUAAGUUCUUUGCCAGAUAAGAAAAAGGAAUUUUUGCAUAAUGGACCAGACCUUCAAGAUUUCGUAUCUGGUGAUCUUGCAGACAAGAGUACAUGGGAUGAAUAUAAAGGAAACUUAAAGCGCCAGAAAGGAGAAAGGUUAAGACUACCUCCAUGGUUAAAGACAAAGAUACCCAUGGGUAAAAACUACAAUAAACUGAAAAAUACAUUACGGAAUUUAAAUCUCCACACAGUGUGUGAGGAAGCCCGGUGCCCCAACAUUGGAGAGUGUUGGGGAGGUGGGGAAUAUGCCACAGCCACAGCCACGAUCAUGUUGAUGGGGGACACAUGCACAAGAGGUUGCAGAUUUUGUUCCGUUAAGACCGCAAGAAAUCCCCCUCCGUUGGAUGCCAAUGAGCCCGACAAUACGGCCAAAGCAAUUGCAGAGUGGGGUCUGGACUAUGUUGUCCUGACGUCGGUGGAUCGAGAUGAUGUGGUCGACGGGGGAGCUGAGCACAUCGCCAAGACCGUGUCGUGCCUGAAGGAAAGGAAUCCAAAAAUCCUCGUGGAAUGCCUCACCCCAGACUUCCGAGGUGAUCUGAGAGCAGUGGAAAAGGUGGCUCUGUCUGGAUUAGAUGUGUAUGCACAUAAUGUGGAGACUGUUCCGGAGUUACAGAGGAAAGUUCGUGAUCCCCGGGCCAAUUUUGACCAGUCUCUUCGUGUACUGAAACAUGCCAAGGAGGUCCAGCCAGAUGUUGUUUCCAAAACAUCGAUAAUGCUGGGCCUUGGUGAGACAGACGAGCAAGUCUAUGCCACACUGAAAGCUCUCCGUGCAGCCGACGUGGACUGUUUAACUCUAGGGCAGUACAUGCAGCCAACGAAGCGCCACCUUAAGGUUGAAGAAUAUGUUACUCCUGAGAAGUUCAAAUACUGGGAAAAAGUAGGGAAUGAACUUGGAUUUCUCUAUACGGCAAGUGGUCCUUUGGUGCGAUCUUCAUAUAAAGCAGGUGAAUUUUUCCUGAAAAAUCUAGUGGCUAGAAGAAAAACAAAAGCUUCUAACGUGUAGCCAAGCCCUUCAAGAUCACAGGAGUGUUGCGAUUUUGCUUCCAGUUGGUGUGAGGGUGGUGUCAUCCUGUCAGGAUUCCUGUGCAUGCAAGCCAACACCGUUCUGAAGGGUCUGAUGGCUGAUCCAGGAAUGGCAUAUACCUGUAAUUCCACCCAGGACAAAAAAAAAAGGAAAAGAGAAAAGAAGGAAGAAAAGAAGCCUAUAACCCUGUAAGCUACACAUAUUUAGUGAUAAUUCAUGGACUUCUUGCCGGCCUUUGUCCUCAUCCUUGUCAGUGAUGACGUGAUCACAGAACAUCUUGGAACGGCUUGCUGUUGCCAUUGUAAUUUAAAAGUCUAUGAACAUUUAGAAGACCUUAUAAAUUACAGUAACCCAUGUGAAAUGUCUUUUCUUAAAAAGAUUUAUUUUAUUUUUA